AUGUUGGUAACCGGAACGGGGAUGAUGAUGAGUACCGGUGCUUUAAGGAGAUUCCAGAGGAACAAUCCUCCUGUCUUUAAGGGUAAACAUGAACCUGAUAAAGCUCAAGCUUGGCUGAAGGCGAUUGAGAAGAUCUUCAGAGUUAUGAACUGUACUGAUGCUCAGAAAGUGCAGUUUGGUACCCAUAUGCUAGGAAAGGAAGCUGAAGAUUGGUGGAACAACACUCUUCAGAGGUUUGAAGAAGAUGGCAUUGAGGAGCUUAUCAAGUAUUGUCCCCACUAUAAUACUGCUAAUGCUGAGAGGUCUAAAUGUUUGAAGUUUGGUCAUAAAGCUGCUGAGUGCAAGAAAGAGGUUACUACUUGUUUCAAGUGUGGCAAGUAUGGUCACAUAGCUACUAAUUAUAGAGGUGGUUCGAAUGUGACUUGUUUCAACUGUGGAGAUAAAGGCCACGUUAGUACAAAAUGUGACAAACCAAAGAAGGAGCAAGCAAAAGGAAAAGUGUUCGCAUUGUCUGGUGCAGAAGCCACUACUGAUGAGAGCCUAAUUCAAGCUUGA
This is a messenger RNA of Vicia villosa (hairy vetch), 555 nucleotides long. Its product is annotated as zinc finger protein GIS2-like. NCBI's taxonomy places the organism in Eukaryota, Viridiplantae, Streptophyta, Magnoliopsida, Fabales, Fabaceae. The transcript is spliced from 4 exons. Bases 1 to 555 code for a protein of 184 amino acids. Gene Ontology annotation, molecular function: nucleic acid binding; zinc ion binding. The record is from RefSeq and is a predicted model, not a curated record.